This is a messenger RNA of Nomia melanderi (Alkali bee), 718 nucleotides long. NCBI's taxonomy places the organism in Eukaryota, Metazoa, Arthropoda, Insecta, Hymenoptera, Halictidae. The record is from RefSeq and is a predicted model, not a curated record.
GACACUUGUGUUUUAUCGCCUCAUAAAAUUGUUAAAGAAAUUCACAGUUUUGAUUACAUAUAUUAUAAACUAUAUUUACAAGAAAGGUUUCAUAAUGGCUGAUUCUCCACUGAAAAAAGUGGAAUUACACACGGAUGUGUAUAUGGUAUGCCUCCAACAUGCUUUAUCAACGGAAAGUUUUGAAGUAAUGGGUCUCUUGAUCGGAAAUAUAGUACGUGGCAUUGCAAAAAUUGUUGCUGUUAUCAUUCUACGACGUUUGGAUAAAAAGAAAGACAGGGUAGAGAUCUCUUCUGAACAACUACUUAAAGCUGUUGCUGAAGCAGAACGAUUAACGGCAGAACUAAAUCAUCCUGUACGUGUUCUUGGAUGGUAUCAUUCACAUCCACACAUCACAGUUUGUCCAUCACAUCUUGAUAUUGCAACUCAGACAACCUAUCAAACAAUGGACCACGACUUUGUAGGUUUGAUAUUUUCAGUAUUUUCAGAGAGCAAGGAUUCUAAGGAGCAAGAAAUCUUUUUAACCUGUUUCCAAUCUCAUAAUGAUAAAGCAACACAAAUCCCAUUGGAAAUUGUGCACACACCGACAAUAUCAAAUAUGUGUCUAAAGAUGAUGACAGAAUUGCCAAAAAUCUUGGUUCAAGAAGAAGAAGAGAUGGCAGAAAGGUGUAAAGAUAAUCAGGACAUUCUUGCCAGUAUACAUAACAAUGCAGGUCAGUAA